Messenger RNA from Chlorella variabilis, 954 nucleotides. RefSeq lists its product as hypothetical. Bases 1 to 843 code for a protein of 280 amino acids. The record is from RefSeq and is a predicted model, not a curated record. The transcript has 6 exons. Lineage: Eukaryota; Viridiplantae; Chlorophyta; Trebouxiophyceae; Chlorellales; Chlorellaceae.
AUGAACGCCGUUCAGCUGAGGCAACCAGCCUUUGUGGCCAGCACCACUGCUGGCCGCGCCCAGACGCGGGCUCGUGGCUUGGUGGCGUGCCGGGCGCAGCAGCAGGGGCCGGUGCAGGAGCUUGGCCGCAAGGCGGCGGCGGCGGCGGCCGCGGCGCUGCUGGCGGCCGCCCCGCUGAGCGGCGCUGCGCUAGCGGGCGAGUUUGACCUGCUGGCCGAGGGCACCCCCUCCACCUACGUGCUGGACGAUGCCGCGGUGCUGAACAAGACCACCAAGAAGACGGUGGGGGACCAGCUCAAGGCACUGGAGGAUGCCACGGGAUACCACCUGGAGGUGGCCACCGUGCGGCGGCUGGAGUUUGAGAACGACACCUUUGCCUUUGGCGACAAGCUGGUCAGCAAGUGGUACCCGGGGGCAGCCAAGGACAAGGCCGGCGUGCUGAUUGUGGUGUCUGCGGGCAAGGACGGCGCGCUGACGGGCGGCGACGCCUUCAUGUCUGCGCUGGGCGACGACCUGAUUGACAGCGUGGUGGGGGAGAACAUCCCCAUCCUGACGGGCGAGGAGAAGUACAACGAGACCGUCACCAGCAGCGUCAGCCGCGUGGUGGCCAGGCUGACGGGCAAGGAGGACCCGGGCCCGCCCUUCAGGCAGGAGUUCCGGCGGGAGCGGACGUACAAGACCAAGGCUGAGACGGAGGCCAAGAAGCCCGUCACCGCCACCAUCGUCGUCACGCUGCUCGUCAUCUCAGGCACGAGGCCGGGUCUGGGCUGCCGGGGGCGCGCGACGGUCACCCGGCUUGUUGUGCCCAUGCUCCAGUACUAUGGAUACACGAACAAGGAUUGAGCGACUGCCGUGCCAUGUUUUGCUGCCAACACUUUUGAGAAGAGACAAGCCAACUUGCGACCCUUUCAAUUUUCCCGCUCAUAUGGAAUCACAUAUGUAAGAAGUGCAUUG